Molecule: messenger RNA, 9235 nt
Organism: Monodelphis domestica (gray short-tailed opossum)
Lineage: Eukaryota; Metazoa; Chordata; Mammalia; Didelphimorphia; Didelphidae
Source: RefSeq, a predicted model, not a curated record
GGUGGGGGUGGGUUCGAAAGUGUAGGGUUACACUGACGGAUUCCAGCGCCUGCCCCCUCCCCCUGAUACCCGGCCGGGCCGCUGGGGACUGGAGCGGCGGCGAGUACAUGGUGCACCACUAGGACCCAGCAGAGGUUGCUAUGAUUUGGGCAGUAGGUAAAGGCCUGACAUUCCUCUCAUUCCAGUGUGAAUGGGGCUGAUUGUUGGGUCGCGGAUCCCCGCUCUCCCCUCCGCUUCUCGCCCCAUCUCGCACACAUCAUGUCCAGCAUGAUGCCAGCGGCCGCCGCUGCUUUCCCCAGCCCUGGGAACUGAACUAGCCAUGGUGGCCUCAUGUGGAUGGCAAAGUUUCUCCUGGGAACUCCCGAGCCUGGUGGAGUGAGAGGUUCCCUGCCUGUGUGUUGCAGUCCAAGCAGCCCAGCCCAGAUACUAGAAGACACAAGUUAUCUUUUCUCAGACCUUCAGGUAUUUUCUGGGAGGCAUGAAGUUUCUCCGUUGACAGUUGAGGCUGGCAGUCUCACUAGAGAAAAAGCUGUUGAGGACCCUUUUUGCAACUUCUACUCCCCAACUUUCCUGAGGAUCUCAGAGGUGGAAAUGAGAGGUUCAGAGGAUGGGGCAGCUGGCACAGUAUUACAGAGGUUGAUCCAGGAACAACUUAGGUAUGGCACCCCGACUGAGAACAUGAAUCUGCUGGCCAUUCAGCACCAGGCCACCGGGAGUGCGGGACCGUCCAACAGUACGACAAGCACCCUUUCUUCCACGGAAAACCUCACUCAAGAAGACCCACAAAUGGUCCACCAGUCAGCACGGCAGGAACCUCAGGGGCAAGAACAUCAGGUGGACAAUACUGUUAUGGAGAAACAGGUCCGGUCCGCUCAGCCUCAGCAGAACAAUGAGGAACUGCCAACUUAUGAGGAGGCGAAGGCCCAGUCCCAGUUCUUCAGGGGGCAGCAGCAGCAGCAGCAGCAAGGGGCUGUCGCUCACGGUUACUAUGUGCCCAGUACCACUAGUCAGAAGUCCCGGACUGAAGGGAGGCCCACGGUGAAUCGGGCCAAUAGUGGCCAGGCCCAUAAGGACGAUGCCCUCAAGGAACUCAAGCAGGGCCAUGUCCGUUCUCUCAGCGAGAGGAUCAUGCAGCUGUCACUGGAGAGGAACGGGGCUAAGCAGCACCUCCCGAACUCAGGGAAUGGUAAAGGGUUUAAGGCUGGUGGGGGACCGCCUCCAGCCCAGCCUGCAGGCAAAGUGAUGGACCCACGAGGCCCUCCACCUGAAUAUCCCUUCAAGGCUAAGCCAAUGAUGUCCCCAGUCAGCAAGACCCAGGAACAUGGACUCUUUUACAAUGAUCAGCAUCCUGGGAUGAUCCAUGAGAUGGUCAAACCUUACCCACCUCCUCAGCCAGCAAGAACAGAAGUUGCUGUCGUGAGGUAUCAGCCACCCCCAGAGUAUGGGGUGACAAGCCGGCCAUGCCAACUCCCCUACCCAUCGAUGCAGCAGCACAGCCCCAUGUCCUCCCAAGCCUCCUCCAUCAGUGGCCCACUGCAUUCCGUCUUGCCCCCUCCCCUCCCAUUGCCCAUGUUGCCCCAGCAGCCUCCACCCGCUACACCCCCAGGCCAGCAGCUUGGCACCGAAGCUUUUGCUAUUGUGGAGCGGGCACAGCAGAUGGUGGCAAUCCUAUCGGAGGAGAAUCGAGUGCUCCGCCUGGAAAUUGAGGGGUAUUAUGACAAAGCUGACAAACUUCAGAAGUUUGAAAUAGAAAUUCAGAGGAUUUCAGAAGCCUAUGAGAGUCUAGUGAAGUCAACCACCAAGAGAGAGUCUCUGGACAAAGCCAUGAGGAACAAACUGGAAGGAGAGAUUAGAAGACUUCAUGAUUUCAAUCGAGAUCUACGAGACCGACUGGAGACUGCCAACAGGCAACUAGCCAGCAGAGAAUAUGAUGGGCAUGAAGAUAAAGCAACAGAAGGUCAUUAUGCUUCCCAGAACAAAGAGUACUUGAAGGAAAAGGAGAAGUUAGAGAUGGAGUUAGCCGCAGCCCGUACUGCUAGUGAGGAUCAGCGAAGGCAUAUUGAGAUCCUGGACCAGGCUCUGAACAACGCCCAAGGCAAGGUCGUCAAACUGGAAGAAGAGUUACGGAAGAAGCAAGCUUAUGUAGAGAAGGUGGAAAAGUUGCAACAGGCUCUGACCCAACUACAGGCUGCGUGUGAGAAGAGAGAGCAGAUGGAGCGAAGACUGAGGACCCGUCUGGAGAGAGAACUGGAGGCCCUGAGGAUGCAACAGAGACAUGGAAAUGGCCAGUCAGGGAACAUGGCAGACCACAAUGCCCCAGCACUUAUGGAGCUUGUGAGGGAGAAGGAAGAAAGGAUUUUGGCCCUGGAAGCUGACAUGACCAAGUGGGAGCAGAAGUACUUGGAGGAGAGUACCAUUCGGCAUUUUGCCAUGAACGCGGCUGCCACUGCAGCAGCUGAGAGGGAUGCUACAAUCAUCAAUCACUCAAGGAAUGGCAGCUACAAUGAGAGCUCCCUGGAGGUCCGCAUCUGGCAGGAGGAAGAAGAAGUUGUGCAAGCCAAUAGGAGAUGCCAGGAUAUGGAAUACACCAUAAAAAAUCUCCAUGCCAAAAUCAUAGAGAAAGAUGCCAUGAUUAAGGUCCUUCAGCAGCGAUCCCGAAAAGAUGCAGGAAAGACAGAUGCUUCUAGCUUACGUCCUGCUCGCUCUGUCCCAUCCAUUGCUGCGGCCACAGGCACACACUCCCGCCAAACCUCUCUAACCAGCAGCCAGUUGGCUGAGGAAAAGAAGGAGGAGAGGACCUGGAAAGGGAGCAUUGGACUGCUAUUAGGAAAAGAGCACCAUGACCAUGCUUCUACUUCUUUGCUGCCCACGCCUCCUUCCCUGCCAGCACCAGCAGCCUCAUCUCUGUCCCCGGCAGCUUCCAUGGUUUUAGCCAGCAGCUCCCAUGCCAAAACGGGCAGCAAAGACAGCAGCACUCAGACCGACAAGAGCUCUGACCUCUUCUGGUCCGGCAUUGCUACUUUUCCCAGUCGUGGCAAGCUAAGCACCACCCCUUCAAACAGCCCCACCCUGAAGCACACAGGAGCCAAGGGGACUGGAGAAAAGCUGGGUGAGUGUCCCCCCACCUCUCUAUCAGGAGGGGUCACAGAGACCUCUCCCAGUCAGGGGAAACCUCCUGAAAACAAAGGCCGAGUCAGCAGUUUGCUUCAUAAACCUGAAUUUCCAGAUGGAGAGAUGAUGGAAGUUCUCAUCUAGGAGCUAGUUCUCAAUCUAGGAGCUAUCCUCCACACCAGGGAACUUCCCAUGAAAUUUUGAUGCCCAGUUAAAGUGUUUUGGGGCAAAUAUAGAGGGAUGGGAAAGAGGGGGAGGGAGGAUGGUUAGUGAAUGGCAACAAGAACAAUUCAGAGGGAUAGAGAUUUCAGACUGAAAAACAUUUAUUUUAAAAGGCAGUUGGAAACAGGAGACUUACAUGACUGAAGAUGAAUGAAAGUGUUUCUGUAUCAUUGCAAAGAGAGGAAAGGCGGAAUAUAAGUGUGCAUUUGGAAAGGAAUUUAAAAGAAAAUAGAAAGUAACCGUUUUCAUUGUAUAGAAAAGGUAUCUCUUGGUGAGGAUCUGUAUAGAAUCAUUCUCUAGUUAAGAAUGGUUAGGUUCCCAAAUUGCUUAUCCUUUGAAAGCCAUGUGUUCUUUUUUUUAUAUAUGUUCUUUAUAGUAAAAAAAAUAACCAGCACUAGAACUCAUCCUGGUUAUGCAUAACAUCCCUGAACCAACAUCAGGGCUUCCUGAGAAAGGUUAUGAGUAUGUCAGUGUCAGUAUGAGUAAGUACAAUUAGAUGUCAUCAGGGAGGUGGGGCAUUGGAAAGGAAUAGAAGCCCCAUAGAAAUCCUUUACCUGAACCAAAUUUUCAGAUUUGGACAACCUCUUCUUUCUCUCCCAUCCCAGAUUCAGCAGGGACUCCUGAGAGGCUCAGGCUCCUUCGACUGCCAAUGUUCUCCCCACCUUCUUUAAGUCCAUCCUUGCUUCUUCUUAGAACCAGGAUUUCUAAGAAUAUCAUCUCCAAUGUUCUCAUUAUUCUUUCUGUUCUUAGUAAGGAACUAUUAGCCUUAUAAAGCUAUAUUCUAGUUGUCCUGCUUCUCCCUCAGCCUAAUCCCCAGACCUCUAGCUCAUGUACAUGAUAAUUCAUUCUGACUGUGAAACUCUUGUUAAGCGUUGAUGAAGUAAGAUACACCUUUGAUGGUAUAAUUUUUCAUUAAGAGCACAGAACUAGCUUUCUUCUGGUCCACAUGGCCUCUUCCAGAAGAAGUUAAAUUGUUCUUACCUAACCCGUUAUUCAAAUUUCUCUAGUUAAGAGAGUGGCGAAAGGGAAUCUUCCACAACUGGACUUUAAUAAACUUGGUGAUGGUUUGCAAAGGGUUACCCAGCUUCUCAGAGCCACCUUAUUCAAGAUUUCUUGUACUUGUGGGCCCAGGAGCACCUUCCCAUACGUAUACACUCCCAUAUAUAUUCUGUGUGUGUGUUACACACAUACACACACAUCCUCACUAGCACAUAUAGUAGGGAGGUUUUCAUUUUCAUUCUUCUCAUCAGCUUUUCCUAGAUAAGGAGGCAGGGAGAACAUUGAAUGUAAAAAUAUGAUACGUUGGAUAGUUAUUGUUCCUCUUGCACUUUGGAGUGGAAAGGGUCAAAGCAUAUUUCUUCAUUAUCAAUUUGUCUUCCUUUGCAAGUUUAGAAGAGUUCCAUGUCAUGAGGGGCUGAGUCAUGAAAAAGAUUCCAAAUCAGUCAGUAAAGAAGUAUUUAUUAAGCACCACGGAGGCAUCUGCAUUCUAACCAUCCAUGACCACUAACUUGACCAUGGAUAAGUCAUUUUCUCUUCUUGGGCCUUAGUUUCCCUUUCUGCAAAAUGAAGAUGUAGACCUGAAGUUUUUCUCUGCUCCCAGAUAUUAUAAUUCUAUCUCAUCCAUUCUACUUUUUUUUCUAGUUUUUCCUUCCCAUGGUCACCCAGAAAAAAAUGUGAAAUCUUCAUAUGUGGUCUCACCUAAUUGACAGCUGGAGAUAAAAUACCUUUGGAAUUCUUCCCACUUGUUUUUUAAGGCAAGUCUUUGGAAUUUAGCUCAUGUAUGGGUCUUAGUUUUCCCAAACAUGAGCUUACAACCUGAUUAGAUGAAAGUAAUGAAGGAAUUUUCAGCUGAGCAGGAAGGAGAAAACCACUGACUUUUGGCCCAGAAUGGACUUUUGCUCUUUUUAUGUGUUACAACCUGCUCUCUGUUAAUGUAACAAAGGACCACAAAAGUCAGGUUAGAAGUUAGGAGAUGUUUAUUUCAAUUAAUGGGCCUUCCUCUUCCUUCUUUCAUCUGGAACACCCAGAGCUUUAGGAUAGAUAUAGAUUAGAGGCAAGUAAGGCACAAAAUGGAUUGAAUGUGCCCAUCCUCAGCUCUGAUCCAUUUGACUAGCACUGCUAACUGGCUUAAGCUGAUGGCAACUACCUCUGAAUAAUAUUAUCAGCUCUUAUUCUCUAGUACCAAUCAGCAUUUAAUGAGCAUAUGAUCCCCCCAGAGGCUAGAGAUGAAGCUCUGUAUUGUCACACUGUAGUAACACAAAGUUGGGUGAAAGCCCAGAACUGAAGCCCUUGAAUUCUACAGCUAGCCACCACAGGUGAGAAAUGUCCAUUCAUAUCAGUCCAUUGAUACCACUAAUAAAGUUACAUAGAUACCAGAUAUAAGAAACAGUGCUAACAAAAGAAAAUACUCUCUGAAAUUAGUCUUUCAUUGACCAGGACAAAGGUCAACAUGAACUUGUUGAGCAGAUUUAGAAUGUUACAAUAGAAGAUCACAAGGAAUGCUAGUGGGAUGGAGAAUUGAUGAUAUGUUAAAGUGUAAAAAGAAAUGCCAAGAGAUGAAUAAAUUCCUUAAAUACAUGCUGAAAUAUUACUACUAAAAUUAUAGUGAAUGGAUUAACCAAGAUGAAAUCAUGGCAAAUUAGUUUGCAUCUAUUGGCCUCAGUUUCUUCAUUUGUAAAAUUAGGAGAUUGGACUAGAUAAUAUCUUCCAAAUCAUCCCAAAAAAAAGCCUUAAUCCAUCCUAUAGUCAGUGUAUACAAAGGAUGUUCUUAGGGGCUAUACCAAAUGUUGUACACUGGUAGAGAGUCUUCUGACACUUGAUUUUUCAGCUGUCAAAAAAAAAGAGCAAAAGACCCCCAACCCAACCAAAUAGAGAAGAGAUCUUUAUUUCUUAACCUGUCAAGGAUUUCUUCUUUGAAUUUGUCUUCAGUUCUUGCUUUCUUAAACUCCUCAGAUGUUAGUUCAUCUACACAGUAGAAAGCGCCAAGUUUAGACUAUCUUGAAUGUACUUCCACAGUAGGACAUCAUUCAUUUCCUUCAUUUGAAAAGCACCAACUUCCCUGCUGAUGAGGCUUCCUUUCCCCUCAGAAAUAAGGCUGUUAGAAUUCUGAAGUAAGCAGUUGCCCUUUGAAGUCUAUCAUUGUUCUUGAACUCCAUCAGAAAGGUGUAAUUUGAAUCCGUAAACUAGUUGUUCAAUGAAUUCUGUUUUUAACAUAAAGAAGGUCUUGUGGAUGAUCAUGAAGGGGAGCCUCCCUCCUGAAUUGCAGGCACCAGGGAAUGAAACAUCCUGGAGGUUAGCCCCAUCCAAUGCCCUUGAGUGAUUCCUAGUAAGAUUCAGUUGCCUCCAUUGGAGCAUCUGUAUUCCCUCUGUCCAAUCUCACCCCUGUUUAUCAUCAGGACUGAGGGACAUGUAUCUAUGGUGGUCAGAACAUAAGCCAUUAAGUUCAAGUCUUCUUGGAUUCUUGUUGCCAUGAAGACAGCAAAGGGAGAAGAGUGAGAGCCAGCUGGUUAUCUUUGGGAUGCCCGAUAAACACCCACCAGGCACCUAAAGAUUCUUACUACAGCCCAAUGAUAUCUAUAAGGGAGGGAACGAUGAAGAGGCAGCUAAUGGAACAAUGGCCAACAGGGUCAGAGAUGCUACCGUUACCCAGUAGAAAACUGUGCCAAGCCAAGAGAUAUGUUUUCUAACUUGCAGUCUUGUAAAAUCUGUAUGUUUAUUUUUUUUUUGUCUGUACCUGAAAAACAUAUUUGUGUCAGUGUUCUCUUUAUGGUUUUGAAGUUCUUCUAAGCAAAGAAGUGAUAUGUCUAUAGCACUAGAAAUCCCAUGGACGCUUUUUUGUUUCUAAAUAGUGUGAUAAAUAUCUUCCUUCUUGUCAGUUCACCUCCUGUCCUCAAUCCCAAGGUGACUCAGAAUAUGUUUUGUAAACUUUUGUUUUCUUCCUUCAUGAAGAAAUCUAAAUGAUUCAAAGUGUAUGUGUUUAGUGUGUGGAUUGUAUAAAGUGUUUGUAUCUGCAAAAGUGUGGACUUCUUGGGAAAUGGAUUAUUUGGUAAGUUACCAAGAAAUGGUCAGUAGGGAGAUGACAGUGGUUAGCAUUUUGGUAAGUGGAUUUCUUCAAAGAAAAUGGCAAAAAUGCUCCUUUAAAAGUUCUUUCUUUUUAUAGUAGUUGUGUCCUUUUCUCUUCUAUAUAUUUAAUGGUGUAUAUAUACAUGUAUAUAUGUAAGUGCAUAUAUACAAGGAGUGACUAUAAAGUGAUGUGACUAAAAAUUCUAUUUUUAGCAAAUACACUAGACCUUAUACAUUCAAAUGAGUGAUGGAUCUUUCAAAGUCAUCAGCUUGGGGCACCAUACAUUUCUUCCUUAAUACCACCAUUACUCAAAACAUGUCUGGAGCACAUCUUGCCUGCAAUGUGCUUUUGAAUGUCCUCACUUCUAGCAAAUCUUGCCUUUUUAAAGGUGAAUUUGAAUUGAUUUUUGGUGCCAAAUAGCUUGAAUAAAGUGAAUAAUCCAGUUGGGUAAGACCAAUUUUUGUGAAAAAUCAAAGCCAACUCUUUUAUCUAGGAAUCACGGAAUUACUGAGUUGGAAGACUCUAGAGAUCAUCUAGUCUGACCUUUAUUUAAACAAAAAUGAUCUCUAGAAACCUGGUGAAAUGGUCAUCCACUUCUCACUCAAAGGCUUCCAGUGAUGGGGAUCUUUUUACUACCCACCAAAGCUAAUACCACUUUUUGAUAGCUUGGUGUGUGCCCUAGACAGUUCUUAGGAUCAGUUGUGAUCUCUGUCAAUGUGAUGAAUCCCCACACUAGGAAUUGUGCCUGCUGAUGAAAUGCUCUUCAUUUUCAUAAAAAUGCUAAAAAAAGUCUUAUGUCUGCCUUGGGAAACUCUUAUCCACCCUUUCAAAGAAACCAAAUGAAAUGUGGCCCCAAAAUUAGUUCUGAUAGCAGUGCUCAAAAAGGAGUUCUAAAAGUUUUGAGUAAUAGUACAUCAUCCAAGUUGGACAGAGGGAUAGCAUUCAUUUGGAUGUAUAUGUUCUAGUAUAUUUGUUUGUUUUUUAAUAAAAGGUUCCAUCUUUUUCCUAAUGCCAUGCAUGUGUUUAUAUGUAUAUGCACAUUCUGCGAGUAUAUGUGUAUGUUCAUUAGUACGUACAUACAGUAGGUAUUGAGCAAAACUGUUCUACGAAAAUGCAUGUUGUUUUAUAAUACCAUUGAAGUAUGCUUUUGCUGUGGGAUUUUGCUACUUCGUAGAAUAAAAAAUACUCUUACAUAUAAAUGAAUAUAUUUGCAGCAUUUUCUUCUACUAUCAGUGCAGCAAGUUUUGCUCUCCAGCAGUGUGUUUACAAAUGGUUUUGUCCUGAAAUGUGUCCACCUCGUAAACAACUAUUUAUUACAGAAUGGAAUGUAGGCAAAUGUAAACCCCACCUACUAUUUGCAGAUUUAGAGAAAUACUCUUGGAAGUUCUCAGCAUUUUCAAUUGAAUUGAGGUGCUUUUCCCUUUCAGAAAGAGCAGUGGUUCAUUCCCCAUAGUUGGAUGAGAGAGCAGAUCUAGAGAAAGUAUUGUUUGUUGGAUGCUUCUCCCCACCUCCAGCAAGGGUUCUGCACAGCACCGCUAUUGUUAUUCCUGCCUGCUCCGUGUGUAUGUGUCUUGGUGCUUUGUGAAUUUGUGCUGUAUUCAUUCCAGGUGACAUCAAUAACUGGUUGUAAAAUAUUGGCAUCUGAUUAUUGCUGGUCUGUAUAGAAUGGGGUGUACAGUGUUGUACAGCCAGAUGGGGAUGUGUACAUAGGGGGAAGUCCAAGAGCGUGAUGUGUCCCCCGCAGCAAAUAUUGAUAUUGUUGGUCAGCCAAAGAUUUUCCUAUUCUUUGCUGCUUAAACUUGUGCCUUAAUAUUGUAUAUAAUAAAUGGAUUAAAUGUC